This is a messenger RNA of Mugil cephalus (flathead mullet), 3373 nucleotides long. RefSeq names its product leucine rich repeat containing 8 VRAC subunit C (gene lrrc8c). Gene Ontology annotation, molecular function: protein binding. Bases 291 to 2678 code for a protein of 795 amino acids. NCBI's taxonomy places the organism in Eukaryota, Metazoa, Chordata, Actinopteri, Mugiliformes, Mugilidae. The transcript has 4 exons. The record is from RefSeq and is a predicted model, not a curated record.
CCAGCCUGUGGACUCUCCACUGGCACGGUCUGAUUGUUCCCGCCGGCCGUAAAAGCGAACAAUGUUCAAAAACAAGCUUGAAAGCCUUCCUGUGGAGAGAACAGAUGGAGAGUCCCCGCCCCUGUGGCUGACAGCUCCGUCCUGCAUGGUCUGGCUGAGGAUCCAGAGAGCUUGGCGGAUAGAGAAGAGGGGCGGCCGCGCACCAAUGAUCAUGAUCCCAGACUUCUUCAGCGCAUGAAAGCCGAGCCGAUCGCAUCCUCGAGUCCAGCUCCCAGCUGAAAGAAGGCAUCAUGAUUCCUGUGAUGGAAUUCCGGCAGUUCUCUGAACAGCAGCCAGCGUUCAGAGUCCUGAAGCCGUGGUGGGAUGUGUUCACUGACUAUCUGUCUGUAGUCAUGCUCAUGAUUGGUGUCUUUGGAUGCACUCUUCAGGUAAUGCAAGAUAAAAUCAUAUGCCUUCCUCAGAGAAUAUCAUCACCCUCAGAGAACAGAAGUGGAGUGGAAGUGAAGUCACUGUUGCCCCUGCAAUCCAAUGCCUCAGCUGUACCAAGAGAAAUGACGGGCCUCAAAACCGACCUGGAUCUUCAGCAGUACAGUUUCAUCAAUCAGAUGUGUUAUGAGAAGGCUCUGCAUUGGUAUGCAAAGUAUUUUCCCUAUUUGGUCCUGAUACACACCCUAGUUUUCAUGGUGUGCAGCAACUUCUGGUUCAAAUUCCCGGGCUCAAGCUCCAAAAUAGAGCAUUUUAUUUCAAUGCUUGGCAAGUGCUUCGACUCUCCCUGGACCACAAGGGCCUUGUCUGAGGUGUCGGGAGAAAAUCCAGAAGAAAAGGACCAGAAGAAGAGCGGUGCUCCAAGGUCCAACAUUGCUGUGUCCCCUGGAGAAGGCAGUCUGGAGAAGACGCAGUCUCUCCGUUCUAUCCCAGAAAAGAUUGUUAUUGACAAGCCGUCGGCAAGUGUUCUUGACAAAAAAGAGGGUGAGCAAGCUAAAGCUCUUUUUGAGAAAGUGAAGAAGUUCCGUUUGCACGUCGAGGAAGGGGAUAUCCUCUACCUCAUGUAUGUUCGUCAGACUGUAUUCAAGGUGUUUAAAUUCCUUCUGAUCAUUGCCUACAACAGCUCUUUCGUGAAUCAAGUGAGGAAUAGAGUAUCAUGCAAAGUUGAGAUACAGGACAUGACAGGCUACAAAGACUUUGAGUGUAAUCACACCAUGGCUCACCUGUUUUCUAAGCUUUCUUACUGUUACCUGUGUUUGGUGGCUGUUUAUGGAUUAACAAGCCUUUACACCUCCUACUGGCUGUUUUAUCGCUCGCUGAAAGAGUACUCCUUCGAGUACGUGCGACAGGAGACAGGCAUCAACGACAUCCCAGACGUCAAAAACGACUUUGCGUUCAUGCUGCACAUGAUCGAUCAGUAUGACCCGCUGUAUUCUAAACGAUUUGCUGUGUUUCUGUCCGAGGUCAGUGAGAACAAACUGAAACAGCUCAAUCUCAACCACGAAUGGACCGCGGAGAAAUUGCGCCAGAGGCUCCAGACUAACACGCACAACAGACUUGAACUUCAGCUGUUCAUGCUCCCUGGUCUGCCCGACACUGUCUUUGAGCUGACAGAGCUGCAGUCACUCAAGCUAGAGAUCAUCAACAAUGUCACCAUUCCUGCCUCGAUCUCUCAGCUGGAGGAUCUCCAGGAGCUGUCUCUUUACCAGUGCUCUUUAAAGUUGCACACAACUGCUACCUCCUUCCUCAAAGAAAACCUGAAAGUGCUUCGCGUUAAGUUUGACGAUAACAGGGAACUUCCCAACUGGAUGUACGGAUUGCGCAACUUAGAGGAGCUCUAUCUCACCGGGUCACUCAGCCCUGAUGCCUCCAAGAACAUAGUUCUUGAAUCUCUGCGGGAGUUGAAGUGUCUGAAAACUCUCUCCCUCAAGAGCAACUUCACAAAGAUACCCCAGUCAAUUGUGGAUGUUUCCAGCCAUCUGCAGCGGCUGUACUUACACAACGAUGGCACUAAGCUAGUUAUGCUCAACAACCUGAAGAAAAUGACCAAUCUGACUGAGCUGGAGCUGGUGCGUUGUGAUCUCGAGCGGAUUCCACAUGCAAUCUUCAGCCUGACGAAUCUGCAAGAGCUCGACCUGAAGGAGAAUAACCUUCGCUCCAUAGAGGAGAUCCUUAGCUUUCAGCAUCUUCGAAAGCUCAUUUGCCUCAAACUCUGGUACAACGGCAUCAUGUACAUCCCGGAGCAUAUCAAAAAGCUUGGCAGCCUUGAGCGCCUGUAUUUCAGCCACAACAAGAUUGAGAUAUUGCCCUCGCACCUGUUCCUGUGCAACAAGCUGCGCUACCUGGACCUGUCCAACAACGACAUCCGAUUCAUCCCUCCGGAAAUUGGAGUCCUUCAGAGUCUGCAGUACUUCUCUGUCACUUGUAACAAAAUUGAAAAUCUACCAGAUGAACUGUUCUUUUGCAAAAAGCUAAAAACGCUGAAGCUCGGAAAGAACUCGCUGUCCAUACUCUCACCAAAAAUUUCCUACCUAGCUCUACUGACCUACCUGGAGCUCAAAGGCAACCACUUUGAGAUCCUGCCUCAGGAGCUUGGUUGCUGUCGUGCUUUGAAGCGUAGUGGCCUUAUAGUGGAAGAGACACUGUUUGAAACUCUGCCUUCAGAUGUCAGGGACCAAAUGAAGGCAGAGUAAGGUGCCUUAUUGCAGCCACAGUGCCUGCUGCUUGUUCUGUCUACCAUUUCAAAGCAUUUGCUUUAUAUGAAGUCAUUGUCAUACUGUACUACACUACUGUUGCAGUUAUUAGGGUUUUGUUAAGUUUUCUUGAAGAAAAAAUGACAUAUUCAUGUAUUGUCACAUUCUGUGUGGCUACAACAGGGACAUAAUCCAUGACCACAGCUCUUCUUAAAGGUAUAGUUCAGCAUUUUGGGGAUGAGAAGAGUUCUGGGAGAAGGUUCUUGUCAUUCUCCCUCCUGUACAUUGAACACAAACUAGUCGUCACUGGACAACACAGUGUUAAUGCUAAGCUAACUGUCUGCUGGCUGUAGCUUCAUACACAUACAUCAAUCUUCUCAUCUGUCUGUUGAGUUGGAUUUUUUGGGAUUUUUUUUCAAUAAUGUCAGACACAUUUCCUGUCACAGCUACAUUAAAUAAUUUGAUUAUUGAAUGUAAAUAUAAACUGUAGACCUCUCUUAAACAUAGGCCAGUAGCCUUAUGCUGUAUUUAUAUGUUGCUCUUAAGAGACUGUUAGUUCACAUGGACAGAAGCAGGGGAAAUAUAAUACAACAACAGACAUAUCUUACAUAAGUACAUGUAAUUACUUGGCUAUACAAUUUUGUAUCGUAGAAUGCUGGCAUUUUAAAGUGCAUUAAACUUAAAGGACUAUGUUA